AUGUACAAAGUCAGGGUGCUACAAACAGCAGCGCAAUGGCACCACCGAUUUGUUCUUCAACAACGCUUCAUUAAGCAAUUGACAUCGGCCGAGUUACGAGUUCAAUUUGUCGACUACUUUGAGAAACAGGGACAUACGCGUGUCAAAAGUGCGAGUCUCAUUCCUCACAAUGAUAAGAGUUUACUCUUCACUAAUGCUGGCAUGGUGCCUUUCAAGGAGUACUUCAUGAAACCCGACACUGCACCUUUCAAGACAGCUACCAGUAUUCAAAAGUGUAUGCGUGCCGGUGGCAAACACAAUGAUCUGGAUAAUGUCGGCUAUACUCCACGUCAUCAUACUUUUUUUGAAAUGCUUGGCAACUUUUCAUUUGGUGGAUACAGCAAAAAAGAAGCUAUUCAGCUCGCAUGGCGAUUCUUGUUGGAGGAAUUGGAACUACCUUUAGCACGACUACGAGUAACUGUGCUGGAGAAUGACGAGGAAGGAUAUCAGCUAUGGAAAGCCAUGGGAUUACCUGAUGACAAGAUCGUACGGUGUGGCAUGGAAGAUAACUUUUGGUCAAUGGGUGAUGGCGAAGGUCCAUGUGGUCCGUGCACUGAAAUCUUUUGGGAUACCCAAGACAAAUCCCUGGAUGAUCCAUGGCUUGAAAUAUGGAAUCUUGUCUUUAUGGAGAAUUAUCGUACAGCAGAUGGUCAAAUCACAAAGUUGCCAAGUCCUUGCAUUGAUACGGGUAUGGGUCUUGAACGUGUGGCUUCGGUUCUUCAGGGAAAAGCAAACAACUUUCAAGUGGAUCAAUUUCAACAUUUGAUUUCAGGCAUCCGGAGUGUACUUGAAAAGAGGAAUGCAGUGGUACCAUCAUCAGAAGACCCAAAUGCCCAUGAGAAAAUCAUUGCGGAUCAUUUUCGUGCCAUGUGCUUUCUUAUCAGUGAUGGUGUCAUUCCCAGCAAUAUCGGCCGAGGCUAUGUUUUGCGACGUAUCAUUCGAAGAGCGCUACGAUCAGCACAACAAUUAGGGAUCAAUGAACCCUUCCUCACAGACUUGUACCCACACUUGUUGGAUGGAUACAAAGAUGGCAUGUACCCUGAAUUGAGCAGCCGCGCAGCAUCUAUUUGCAACGUCAUUGCCAACGAAGAAGCAACCUUUCUCAAGACGUUGAACCGUGGCCUUUCACUCUUGAACAAUGUAUUUGAACAACCCGAUCUGCAACAAUCAAAAGUGAUCCCACCCCAAGUUGCUUUUCAACUUUACGACACAUACGGCUUUCCUUUUGAUCUGACAUUGAUCAUUGCACGUGAGCGUGGUUGGACUGUGGAUAUGCAAGCUGUGGAAGCACUUCAAGAAAAGCAAAAGGCACUUGGACGUGAAUCAUGGAAAGCGGAUGAUCUCGCUGACAAGUCGAGACUUGCAGAAUGGAGAAAUCAAGCCAUCUUGCCUCAGUUUACCGGUUAUGAUCAUGCUCUUCUUCACCAAGAAUCACAAAUUGUGGCAGCAGAGACGAUUCACAAAGGGAAAAAGACCGAAUUAGUGGUGGCGAUUGAUCCAUGUCCAUUCUAUGGUCUUGGUGGUGGUCAAGUCCCAGAUACUGGUUUUCUCACUCUUGCCAAUGGCAGCCAAUGGAAAGUGACAGAUGUCUUUCAACCUUAUGAAGGUGGUAUUGCAUUGAAAUUGGCUUCACCCAAGGGACCCAAGGAAAUGCAAAAACAAUUGGAGGAGGAUCAAGAGUUUUUGCAGAUCGGCAAUUUGGUACGAACCGAGAUUGAUGUGGAUAAACGUCAAGGAGCCGAGGUGCAUCACACCGCUACUCAUUUAUUGAAUGCUGGUUUACGUGCUAUCCUCAAGACUGAUAUUGUGCAAGCAGGAUCAACGGUGGAACCAAAGAAGCUUCGAUUUGAUUUUACCUAUGGCAAGCCAUUGUCGAAUGAUCAACUUUUGAAAGUAGAAGAAUGGAUCAAUGAGGCAGCAUUGUCUGGUGGUGAAACAAAUGUGCAGCAUAUGAAAUUAAAUGAGGCCGUGGACUCUGGUGCCAUUGCAGCAUUCUCUGAAAAGUAUGGCGAUGUCGUGCGCGUAGUGGAGGUUCCUGGAGUGACCAAAGAAUUAUGCGGUGGUACCCAUGUUGACAAUAUCCGGAAGCUCUAUCCAUUCAAGAUUCUCAAUGAGACCUCGGUUGCUGCCGGCACACGUCGAAUUGAAGCAGUUGCAGGAUUGUCAUGCAUGGAAUGGUAUCGUCAAUCGUUUAUGCCGGUACCUGACCUUUUGAAAAUGCUACGGGCAAACAACACCAACGAUGCUGUGACCAAGUUGGAUAAGCUAAUGCAGCAAACGCGUGAGACACAAAAGCGCUUGGAACUCAUGACCGAGAAAUUGGCUACUGCUGGUGAAAAGAUUGUACACCCUGUGGAAGGCAUUUACAACAACAUCCCUGUACGCGUUCAUCUCAUCGACCCAGAUCUUGAUGCUCUAUUUAUGCAAAAGCGUGCCAAUGUUCUCAAGGAAUCUCAGCCUGAAUAUGCUCAUCUCUUGGUCAAUAAGAAUACCAUCGUUGUUGCCUUGAAUACAUCUCAAGUCCAAGAUCACACUGCCAACUCGAUCCUGCGUCAUAUCCUCAAGCAUGUCAAAGGAGGAGGAGGUGGACAAAAGGAAUUUGCUCAAGGUCGUCUUGCAGAAGCCAUUUUGGAUGAAGAAACCAUAAAGACACGAUUACUACCUGCUCUCAAGGCACAAUGA
Molecule: messenger RNA, 2721 nt
Organism: Lichtheimia ornata
Lineage: Eukaryota; Fungi; Mucoromycota; Mucoromycetes; Mucorales; Lichtheimiaceae
Product: alanine-tRNA ligase
Exons: 16
Coding region: 1-2721 (906 amino acids)
Biological process (GO): tRNA modification; alanyl-tRNA aminoacylation
Cellular component (GO): mitochondrion; cytoplasm
Molecular function (GO): alanine-tRNA ligase activity; nucleic acid binding; amino acid binding
Source: RefSeq, a predicted model, not a curated record